CUCUGAUCACUGAUGAAAUGUCUGCAUCGUAGUAUACUGGACUGCAGUCUACCACGCCGCCACGCGCCUAACAACUCAAACACCACAGCCUCGGCGACUAGACCAGCUCGUGCGAAGGUGGCUAUUAGCGGCGGCGGAUGCAUCCAGAUCUGUAAAGAUCUGGAUAUACGCAGUGGCUAACUCCGCGACCCUGAACGGUGCGACGUCAUGUUUGUGGUGGAGCUUUGCUUUGUCCAACGAAGAACUUUUCGAUUACAGAUACGUGCGUUGACUCUCAUAUAUAGCAGCCUCCGCUCGACUUCUCCAGACCUUAUCUCAUUCCCAACACCACUCGACUAUAUACACUAAAAGUUUUACCGUUUUUGUCACCUGAAAAGGCAUCACAUUACAUCAUGCCUACAUUCACCGUUUAUAAGGGCUCCAAGGAGGGCAAGAUCGUUAAGAGCGAGACCACGAAGGGCGACCUCCAGAAUGACCAGGUCCUCGUCAGGGUCACUGCCUCUGGCCUCUGCGGUACAGAUGAGCACUUCAAGUCUGCCGACAUGGUCCUCGGGCACGAGGGUGCCGGUGUCGUUGAGGAGACAGGACCCAACGUCAACGACCUGAAGAAGGGCGACCGCGUCGGAUGGGGAUACCAGCACGACUGCUGCGGUAACUGCGAUUACUGUCUUUCUGGCCGCGAGACGUACUGCUCUAAGCGCCAGAUGUAUGGUUAUGCCGACCGCGACCAGGGUUCUUUCGCUUCUCACGCUGUGUGGAGGGAGGCGUUCCUGUUCAAGAUCCCCGAGGGUCUCAGCGAUUCUGACGCCGCUCCCCUAAUGUGCGGUGGAGCAACCGUAUUCAACGCCCUGCACACAUACGGCAUCAAGCCCACCGACCGCGUCGGUGUCAUGGGUGUCGGCGGUCUUGGCCACUUGGCCAUCCAGUUUGCUGCCCGCAUGGGCUGCGACGUCGUCGUCUUCUCCGGAACCGAAGGCAAGAAGGAGGAGGCCAUCAAGCUGGGAGCCAAGGAGUUCAUCGCCAUGAAGGGCAAGGAUAAGAUCGACAUCAGCCGCAAGGUCGACGCUCUCCUCGUCACUUCUUCCGUCUCGCCCGACUGGAAGCUUAUGCUUCCCAUCAUGGCACCCACAGGAAAGAUCUUCCCUCUCACGGUCGACUCUGGCGACUUCAAGAUCCCUCACAUGGGUCUUGUUGGUAACGGUCUUACUGUUCAGGGUCUCGUCGUUGCUGCGCGAUCGGUUCACCGGCACAUGCUUGAGUUCGCUGCUCUGCACGACAUCAAGCCCAUCGUUAUGGAGUUCCCAAUGACUGAGGAUGGUAUCACUGAUGCUAUGUCCGUAUUGAGGGAUGGCAAGAUGAGGUACCGUGGUGUUCUCAAACCCCAGUAGAGUGUGGGCUGGCGAGGAAAGCAUUCAAUAAGUUUGGUUUAGCGUAGCAUUAGAGGGCGUAUAGUUGAGCGUCUUAUGCCAAUAGAUUAACAGAUAUGAUCAUAAAUAUUGUAUUGC
Messenger RNA from Didymella exigua CBS 183.55, 1505 nucleotides. Its product is annotated as GroES-like protein. Gene Ontology annotation, biological process: alcohol metabolic process. NCBI's taxonomy places the organism in Eukaryota, Fungi, Ascomycota, Dothideomycetes, Pleosporales, Didymellaceae. The transcript has a single exon. The coding region runs from base 393 to 1388 and encodes 331 amino acids. Gene Ontology annotation, molecular function: alcohol dehydrogenase (NADP+) activity; zinc ion binding. The record is from RefSeq and is a predicted model, not a curated record.